AUGAAGCUCCUGCUCUCCCUCCUGGGCAUCCUGCAGCUCCUGGGUGCCACUGCUGCUGUGUACAAGCAGUGGAUUCCCAACACCAAUUUCGAAACCGCCUCCAACUGGGAUAAAGGCAGAGUCCCCUGUGCCAGGGAUGUGGUUCACUUUGAGAAGGACAAGGUUGUCUCGGUCUUCGUCAGGUCUCCCCACGCGCUGACAGACAUGUACCUGCCCUUGAACGGAGAAUUCGUGCUGGCAGCUGGUGCAGCCUUCACAGCUUUCGAUGGCAGCUGGGAUCCAGGCUGUGACUCAGGUGGAACAGCGAGGUUCGCUGACGCUGAGCACCGCGCGUGGUUCGACCCCACGCUGUGGCGGGAUGUCCUUCCCGGCGGGGAGCUCAGGCCCAGCGGGCCCAUCUUCUCCGUGCACGAGGAGCGCGUCCCGUGCCGCUACGAUGAUGUUAUCUUCCAGCCCGAAACCUCCUUCCGGGUAAACACCGACUCAUCGCAGCCCGUGAUUCACCUCCGCAGCAUCUCUGUCAUGGGCCAGGAGCUGAACACCCCAUCAUCCUGGGCUGCGUACCUGGGGGGCCCCUCUGCCCCGCUGCAGUUUCAUGGCAAUGGCACUCUCCAGGUGACAGGCACUGGCUGUCCUGAUAAGUCUGGCUGUGCCUGCGGGAACGCCCUGGAUGGCCCCCGCAUCUGCGCAGCCCUGCUCAGGGCAUCAGGGAGCCAGUGCCCAGAGCCAGCGUGCCAGAGCCCUUUGCAGCCCCUUGGCCACUGCUGUGGGGUCUGUGGGGCCACCAUUAACCUGGAUUUCACUCCUGAUUUUGACCUGCAGAAGUACCAGGACAAAUUGGUCCAAGAGUUGCUGAGCCAGCCCAAAUACGCUGGCGUGCAGAUGGCCAUAUCCAAGGUGCACAGAGCACAGACCUUCCUGGGCAUCGUGUCCCGAAGCGCUGCUCCUCUCAUCCAGAUCGUGCUGAUUGAUGACAGAGCGGGAGUGCAGGCGGGCACCGCUGCGGAGCAGCUGGCAGCAGACAUCAUGCAGAACAUAGCACAGCACGGUGAAGCUCUCGGCAUUUCAAGUGGCAAAGUGGAAGUGGCCACUGGCAGCACUGCCAGCGGGCAAGUGGGGAGCCUCCCAGUGAGCAGGAUCACAGCGGGGACAGUCAUGGGGCUACUCUUCAGUCUCCUGUUCCUUGGAGGGAUCCUCUUUCUCUACAGAAAGGGAAAGCUGAGGUCUCUUCCCAGGUUUCCUGCCCUGCGCCAGACCCACCCCUGGGAGAGAAUGGAGGACCCGGCGUCCCCUGCACCAGCCAGUGACAAAGGCUUCGACAACCCCGUGUUCAGCGUGGAGCCUCCAGAUGUUGACCUUGGAGAAGUGACACCCAAAGAUCUCCAGGUCUUCUACCUCAACCCUCUGUACAAUGCCAGUGAGACAGAGACCUGA
Pyrgilauda ruficollis (rufous-necked snowfinch) is the source of this 1434-nucleotide messenger RNA. It is a transcript of the gene AMN, whose product is annotated as amnion associated transmembrane protein. Gene Ontology annotation, cellular component: apical plasma membrane; endocytic vesicle. Gene Ontology annotation, biological process: intracellular protein localization; receptor-mediated endocytosis. The record is from RefSeq and is a predicted model, not a curated record. Bases 1 to 1434 code for a protein of 477 amino acids. Lineage: Eukaryota; Metazoa; Chordata; Aves; Passeriformes; Passeridae. The transcript is spliced from 13 exons.